Canariomyces notabilis is the source of this 1053-nucleotide messenger RNA. Its product is annotated as IGPD-domain-containing protein. The transcript has 2 exons. The record is from RefSeq and is a predicted model, not a curated record. Gene Ontology annotation, molecular function: imidazoleglycerol-phosphate dehydratase activity. The coding region runs from base 131 to 820 and encodes 229 amino acids. Gene Ontology annotation, biological process: L-histidine biosynthetic process. Lineage: Eukaryota; Fungi; Ascomycota; Sordariomycetes; Sordariales; Chaetomiaceae.
CGAUCACGGUGGACGGGAAGCACAAAAUUUCAGGAUACAUGGGUGGCAUGGCUGUGCUAGCAACAAGUUGAGUUAUUGGCGGCCGCGUCAGAGAUACAUUGGAAUCAUCAAACCGCAAGAUUGCGCAGCAAUGAGCUCCUCCCAGCCAGCGACCCGCUGGGCCGCCUUUGCCCGCGACACAAACGAGACCAAGAUUCAACUCGCCCUCAACCUUGAUGGCGGCGACUUCCCCCCGGAUACAGACCCCCGCCUACGAGCCGGUGGCACCGAUGGCCACGCCAGCCAGUUGAGCAAGUCGCAAACAAUCAGCAUAAACACGGGAAUUGGCUUUCUGGACCAUAUGCUGCACGCUCUAGCGAAGCACGCAGGCUGGAGUCUUGCGCUGGCCUGCAAGGGUGAUUUGUACAUUGACGACCACCACACCGCCGAAGACGUGUGCAUCGCGCUCGGGUACGCCUUUGCGCAGGCGCUGGGGACGCCCACGGGGCUGGCACGGUUCGGGUACGCGUACGCGCCGCUGGACGAGGCGCUCAGCCGAGCGGUGGUGGACUUGUCGAACCGGCCGUUCAGCGUCGUGGACCUGGGCCUGAAGCGCGAGAAGAUUGGCGACCUCAGCACCGAGAUGAUUCCGCACUGCCUGCAGAGCUUCGCCCAGGCCGCCCGCAUCACCCUGCACGUCGACUGCCUGCGCGGCGAUAAUGACCACCACCGCGCCGAGAGCGCCUUUAAGGCGCUGGCAGUCGCCAUCCGUCAGGCUACCAGCAGAGUCAAGGGGAAGGAGGGUGAGGUGCCCAGUACGAAGGGGACAUUGACCGUCUAAGGCGAAGGGAGCGAUUGAGCUUCGUCGAGCGGAUUUAUGUUUGAACGAUCAUUGUAGGAGCCAUUAGAACUGGCGUUUGUGGGGUGUUGAUUAUCGAUUUAGAGGGAUCAUUGCAUCCUAUAAAUGCUGAACGAGCCUGCGGUACGAAAGCAUGCCAGAAAAGGGGUAUACACAUAACAACCUGUUGUGGCAAUCAGGUAGAAGUAGAAGAAGAAAAACGUAAAAUAAAACCC